UUUAGCCGUGUUUCCUCCGUGCUCGCAGUCAGCGUCUCAUCCGCCUCCGUCAAAAAGUGCAUUCAGACACGUGCACUUGGAUAAGUCGCUUUCAGUCUUGUUUAAAACCCGCUUUAAUCUGGCUGUGUUCUUUUAAAGCUCUCCAGCUGUUAGCGCAGAUUAUCGUAUUGAUUUGCGGUCGAAUGAAAAAAAGAAUAGGGCCCAUGUUUCCGCAUUGGUCGCCUAAUAUUGCGCAAGUUCUGUGUUUGCACACUGUAGGCGACACGCAACAAACAAUAAACGUGAUUUUUUGCCAACGCUAUUUGUUUUAAAUUGUGUGCGAGCCUUACGUUAAAUCAGCGUUGCCAUAACAACUUCCAACCGCAUGCACGUUCUGUCCUCUCCCUCCCCUCUCGCCAAUCCCUCUACUGCAAUGCAUCACUCCCGUCUCCCUCCCCCAAUCUCUCUCCCGAUCCUAAAGACUGAAUAGACGCUGCUACUUGUGUAGGCUAUGCAAUUACGCCGACACAUGAUUUUGCAUGCAUGACUGUCUUUCAUCCUACCUUUAACCUCUCCUUUCCAACGGGGGGGAAAAAAAACAUUGUAGGGUAAGCGUUCGCGUAUCUUCCCCCCCCCCCCCCAAAUACAUUGCGGCGGUCGGCAAGUGCAUUUUUCGUUUGAUUUUCGGUCUCUCCUGUGCUGGCCAGUGCAUUCACCUCCCGAUUGAGGUUUCCGACGGACGGACGGACGGACUUACACAGUUUUCUUACCGGGAGUGGACACUGGAAAAGAAGAUGCCGUUCGCUUUACCGCAGUGAAGGAGCUCUGGGCUCCCCGUGAGCACCGUGGUGCUCUGGACCGUCUGGCGGUGAGCUGCUGUCUGUCCCGGUCCCGGAGCGACACCCCGGAGAUGGGCCUCUUCCCUCCGACCGUCGGCAUGGCUACGCUGCGGCCGACCGUCGGCAUGGCUACGCUGCGGCUGCUGCUGCUGGCCUCCGUCCUGGCCGGCGCCCUGCACGCGCCCCUGUGCCGCGCGGCCUGCGUGGAGGUGGAUUCUGACACGGAGGCAGUGGCGGGAAAGGGGUUCAAGCUGGGCUGCAUCUCCUGUAAGAUGAGGGGCGAGGUCCCCGCCACCGCCACGGUGGACUGGUUCUUCAAGGCCAAAGAGGACAGCGACUUCUCGCACAUAUUCAGCUAUGAGGCCGAGAGCCCCAGCAUCAUGGACGACCGCUUCUGGGAGCGGAUCGACUGGAACGGGAGCAAGAAGACCAACGACCUUCAGGACGGGUCGAUCUACAUCCUCAACGUGACCUUCAACGACACGGGCGUCUUCCGCUGCUUCUUCGACCGCGUCCUCACCUUCUCCAGCUACGAGUUCCGCACCCACGCCACCAAGUUCAUCACCCUCAACGUGGUCGCCAAGGCCACCAGGGGCACGGCGUCCAUCUUGUCGGAGGUGAUGAUGUACGUGUCCAUCAUUGGACUGCAGGUGUGGCUGGUGGUGGAGAUGGUGUACUGCUACAGGAAGAUCUCAGUGGCAGGGGAGGAAGCUCUUAGAGAGAGCGCAGCGGAGUACUUAGCGAUAGCCUCGGAGAGUAAAGAUAACUGUGCCGGCGUACAGGUGGCGGAAUAGCACAGGCCAAAAAAAGGGUCCGGUGGGCGUCUCUGAUCACCCCUACAACCACCUCAUCCCCAAACGGCACCCGGCCCCCCCCCCCGCCCCUCAAAUAGAACCCUCACGACCCCCCAACCACCUGUCUCAUCACUCAGUGAGUAAACUGUGAAAAGGAAGGAAGCUGUUCCCUUUUUCAGCUGUCAACAGAGACUAAGGAAAAUGAAGAACAAGAGAAGAAAAAGUUAAAAGAAAGAAAAAAAAAACCUAUUACCACAGAGAAUCGUGGUUACUGAUAACCAAGGGCAGGAAAAGACCUUUGACGAAACAAAGACUUAGAAUAGCAUGCUCAUGUAAAACAUUCAUGUAAUAUUGAAUAUGACAUGUAUAUAACUAUGUGCACAUCUAGAAAAUCUCUCUCGUUACAUUAUAUGAGUCUAUAAGAGAUAAUACCUGUAUACUUCAGUGUAGCUCUCUCUCCAUCCAUGUACCCAGAAAUCUGCUGGCUUCAUGUAUUAUCACCACGCUGUAUAAAGUAACACCUCCACUUCUGUAAACAGUUAAGAUGCUAUCGAGACGUGUCGAGGGAAAGAUCCUAACAUCGUCUUAACUUGUCUGUAGAGUCUCCAGCGGUACUGGAAAGGAAUAGGAUGGGUUCAUGUGCAAAACUAGAUCAGAAUUCUAAAAUUUAAAAAAUAAAAAAUAAAAACUACAAGCUAGGCGUUUCCCUAAGCAGAGACUUUAUCUACACGGUGAAAGUGGUGAAGGUAGAACUGAGAGGGAUUGUUCCGUGAGCAGGGUUGCCAGAUGUGGAGUAUGUCAAAACCCGGACAACAUGCGCAGCUGGAAGCUGCAAGCUGUGAUGUCGGGAGCUGUCAGUACGGGGUGCCUUUCCAUCGGACCCCGGGAGUCAGUGACGCGCAAAUUCAUUACAAACUGCUGGUUAAUUUCUGCCAUCGGCCGGUCCGAGCAGGCUGACUGAUGGCAGAAAUGUACCUGUGCUUGCACCUGUGCAUUUGAUGGCUGAGAGGUACAGUUCCGACCGGAAACCGGGAAAAUAAUUAGAAAACCAUUCCGGUCAAAAAACCGUACGUCUGGCAACCCCAUAGCGUGAGAGGACGGGCUGCAAGCUCUACUGGAGUGGGUACCUGUGUUCACAGUCGCCUCCCACUGCUGAGUAACCAACCAGCCCCUCACGCCGCUGUUCUCUCCACUGCCUGCAGGGGGCAGACUAAGCACUGCCUCGCUAACUUCAGGAAGCAUUGUCGUGGUUUUCGAUGGCAAAAGGGGGAACACUGUAUUCUUAUUCAUUUAUUUUGUUGUUUGUGACUUUGCACACACCCAUCUUUGUGGAAAAAUGGGCGUGCUUGCACCGACCGUAUGGAAUUCGGUCCCGGCAGGAUACAGGUAUACGCGGUAAAAAAAAAAAAUUUAGAAAAAGAAAAGUGUGUAAUUGUAAAUGUUUUCCUUCAGGGUUUAGAGAUACAACUUAACCCGAUACAUGGUGCAUGCGUUUCGUGUGUAAUCAAAGAACACAUUCAGCUCUGUCUCUUAAAAUACAUAACUUCUGGACGACCGUUAAAUGAAUGGAGUAUUUU
Molecule: messenger RNA, 3189 nt
Organism: Anguilla anguilla (European eel)
Lineage: Eukaryota; Metazoa; Chordata; Actinopteri; Anguilliformes; Anguillidae
Gene: scn1ba
Product: sodium channel, voltage-gated, type I, beta a
Exons: 7
Coding region: 890-1612 (240 amino acids)
Biological process (GO): cardiac muscle cell action potential involved in contraction; sodium ion transport; regulation of heart rate by cardiac conduction
Cellular component (GO): voltage-gated sodium channel complex
Molecular function (GO): sodium channel regulator activity
Source: RefSeq, a predicted model, not a curated record